Messenger RNA from Archocentrus centrarchus (flier cichlid), 2814 nucleotides. It is a transcript of the gene pcsk2, whose product is annotated as proprotein convertase subtilisin/kexin type 2. Gene Ontology annotation, molecular function: serine-type endopeptidase activity. The transcript has 12 exons. Gene Ontology annotation, cellular component: membrane; neuron projection. Gene Ontology annotation, biological process: peptide hormone processing. The record is from RefSeq and is a predicted model, not a curated record. NCBI's taxonomy places the organism in Eukaryota, Metazoa, Chordata, Actinopteri, Cichliformes, Cichlidae. Bases 305 to 2230 code for a protein of 641 amino acids.
GAUGAGAGGAGGAAGAGGAGGAGGAGAGCUAGAAAGCUGAGGAUGCAGGUUUGGUCCACAACACACAACCGCCCCAACUCGAAGCACACGGCAAGAGCGGCUACACGUCGGUGAAAUACAACUUCCAGUGCUACCAUCAGCUGACGACGAGGAGAUGCGUUUGCAAAAGCGUUGAUUCGACACCUUUGCAUCCUGUUGUUCUUCCUCCUGUUCCUCCUCUUCCCUUCUCUGACGAGGAGCAUCCCAUACACUGAUUUUACUCUGACGGGCACGCAGACAGGCAUACUGACACAAGCCAGACACGAUGCUUGGAUCGCCCCGAUAUGGGACAGCCGUGGGAUUUAUAGUGCUGUUGAACGCGCUGCUGCUUGCGACGCAGGCUGCAGAAGGAGUCUUAACGGACCAUUUUCUGGUUCAGUUGCAUGAGGACGCACAGGAUGAAGCGCACCAAGUUGCAACACAACAUGGGUUCCAGAGUGCCCGAAAGCUUCCCUUCGGAGAAGGGCUCUUUCACUUCUAUCCUCAAGAUACUUCAAAGAGGAGGAGCAAACGCAGUGCCCGCAGGAGACAACGGCUCCAAAAAGACAAAAGGGUGAAGAAUGUCAUUGAACAAGAGGGUUUUAGUCGUCAGAAGCGAGGGUACAGAAAUAUCAACGAUAUUGAAGUUAACAUGAGUGACCCUCUAUUCACCAAACAGUGGUAUCUGAUAAACACAGGCCAGGCAGACGGGACCCCUGGGCUGGAUCUUAAUGUGGCUGAAGCUUGGCAACUGGGCUACACAGGCAAAGGAGUUACCAUUGCAAUCAUGGAUGAUGGUAUUGACUAUCUACACCCAGACCUGGCAUCAAAUUACAAUGCCGAUGCCAGCUAUGACUUCAGCAGCAAUGACCCGUUCCCAUUUCCACGCUACACAGAUGACUGGUUUAACAGUCACGGCACAAGAUGUGCCGGAGAGGUUUCUGCAGCAGCCAAUAACAACAUCUGUGGUGUGGGAGUCGCCUACAACUCCAAGGUGGCAGGUAUCAGGAUGUUGGACCAGCCCUUUAUGACUGACAUCAUUGAGGCAUCAUCCAUCAGCCACAUGCCGCAGGUUAUUGACAUCUACAGCGCCAGCUGGGGACCAACUGAUGAUGGCAAGACAGUGGAUGGACCCCGAGAGCUCACAUUGCAGGCUAUGGCUGAUGGCGUAAACAAGGGGCGUGGAGGGAAAGGCAGCAUCUAUGUCUGGGCAUCAGGAGACGGUGGUAGCUAUGAUGACUGUAACUGCGAUGGUUAUGCCUCAAGUAUGUGGACAAUCUCCAUCAACUCUGCCAUCAAUGAUGGGCGCACUGCUCUGUAUGAUGAGAGCUGCUCAUCCACCCUGGCAUCUACGUUCAGCAAUGGACGCAAGAGGAACCCGGAGGCUGGCGUGGCUACUACAGAUCUGUAUGGGAACUGCACACUGCGCCACUCGGGAACUUCAGCAGCAGCUCCGGAGGCAGCUGGUGUCUUUGCUCUGGCUCUUGAGGCUAACCCUAACCUGACAUGGAGAGAUAUGCAGCACCUGUCAGUCCUGACUUCUAAGAGGAACCAGCUCCAUGACGAAGUUCACCAGUGGAGAAGGAAUGGCGUGGGACUCGAGUUCAACCACCUUUUUGGCUAUGGUGUGCUGGAUGCUGGUGGCAUGGUGAAAAUGGCAAAGGAAUGGAAAACUGUGCCUGAGCGUUUCCACUGUGUAGCUGGAUCCAUUCAGGAGGCCCAUAAAAUCCAGUCUGGUAACAAGGUGGUGCUGGCCAUAACCACUGAAGCCUGUCAGGGAAAGGACAACUUUGUCCGCUACCUGGAGCAUGUUCAGGCAGUAGUCACUGUCAACACCAGCCGCCGCGGUGACCUCAACAUCAAUAUGACCUCACCAAUGGGCACAAAGUCCAUACUGUUGAGCCGAAGGCCCCGUGAUGAUGACUCCAAGGUGGGCUUUGACAAGUGGCCCUUCAUGACCACUCAUACCUGGGGAGAGGAUCCCCGUGGGACCUGGGUCCUCGAAGUGGGCUUUCAAGGUGAUGAGCCACAGCGGGGGGUCCUGAAGGAGUGGACUCUCAUGCUGCAUGGAACACAAAGUGCCCCUUACAUAGACCAGAUAGUACGUGAUUAUCAGUCCAAACUUGCCAUGUCCAAAAAGGAGGAGCUUGAGGAGGAGCUGGAUGAGGCUGUAGAGAGAAGCCUGAAGAGUUUGCUGAGUAAAAAUAACUAAAAUCCCAUCUGCAUGUUGCCAACUCUUUCACGUAUCUUCCUUCUGCAGUCUCGCUUUGUCCUUCUCUAGAAUUUCACUGCAUCUCUUAAGUUCUUCUAAGUCCCUUGUUAUCUUCCCUUUUGUCUACCUCCAUCCUCUCCUGUCUCUGCUUUUUGUUAUCCAUGUUAAAAUUAGCCCCUUCAAUGAAUGUUUCUAGUAAUCCAAUUAUGAUGAAAGUGUAAUCUUCAAUAAUCUAUUCUAUAAAGAGAAAGCAAAUUAUAUCACCUGGAUUUUUACACUCUACAGAACUGUACAUAAAGCAAACGCAAGCCACUCUUUCAUGCUCUUGCUUUAACUGCCCUACACCUCUCUUCUGCCAAAUGUUGUACAGUUUGUGACUGUAAAUGAUUUUCUGUGCCAUUCUACUUAAAGUUUAAAAUCUUGCAAACAGAGCAGUGAUAUUUCUUUCUGUUUAUAUUUUUGUGACAUGCACUGUUUAUAUAAACAUGGAAAGAAUGUGUAAUUCAUUUUGCAGCCUGUGGUCAUCAGUUCAUAUUUCAUAAUCUUUGAUGGACUAUAAUAAAUCUAUUCAGCUGUUUAUUAAA